AUGAUUAAAAUAUAUAAUUUUAAGCAUUUAUUUAAAUUAUGCUGUAAUUUACUUGAGAUUUUACAUUUUGAUUAGGAACUUUUAAAUAAGGUCAAUAUUUUCAAGAAGUAAUUGGUGUAUUUGCAAUAUGAAAAUAAAGGAUCAUUUUCAACUGAAAAAGAUUUUUGUGCUUAUUUUUAACAAGUUGACACCAGAAUAAUAAUCAAAAGACAAUUAAAUAUAUUUAUUUAAAAAGAAUAUAACACCAAUUUGAAAAGAUAUCCAAAAUAAAUUUGGAGGGGGAUUCAUUUUCAAAGUUUGAAAAAGUCUUGGAAAUUAAAUUCUUAAUAAAUUGGUACUUUCAUUUAUUGGUGCUGAUUAUGAUUAUCAUGAAUUUAUCAAUAGCAUAGUUUGUCAUACACAGAAAGGAUUCAUUUAAAUAUCAUUAUUGUUUAAAGUUAUCAUACAUAAUAUGGAUGCUUUUACAACCAUUAAAAAGUAAUUGAAAGACUCUCUCUAAUUAAAAAAAGACAGAGAUAUAAAAUUAGCUUUCCAUCCACAUACCUGA
Messenger RNA from Paramecium sonneborni, 547 nucleotides. Lineage: Eukaryota; Ciliophora; Oligohymenophorea; Peniculida; Parameciidae. The record is from the annotation of a GenBank genome assembly.